Molecule: messenger RNA, 3708 nt
Organism: Anopheles marshallii
Lineage: Eukaryota; Metazoa; Arthropoda; Insecta; Diptera; Culicidae
Gene: Nhe2
Product: sodium/hydrogen exchanger 3
Exons: 21
Coding region: 1-3708 (1235 amino acids)
Biological process (GO): regulation of pH; proton transmembrane transport; sodium ion transport
Cellular component (GO): membrane
Molecular function (GO): sodium:proton antiporter activity
Source: RefSeq, a predicted model, not a curated record
AUGGCUGUGACGCUGAAACAGGAGGUUAAUUUAUCUCGCCGUGCCUGCAGGCCUACAGACUGCUCACGCGAGCAGAGGACGCUGUUGACACCCCCGGUAGCAGGCACCUGCGACUGUCGGCAUUACAGCGGCGCUAGUGUUUGUGGUGAACAAGGUGCUAACAAGUUGGUGACGAUGCCGGCAAAGGAACUCACGGAUUGCUGCACCGGCCAAAGUGGUAGCCUUCUGACGUGCCUACUGGCAACGCUCGUGAUGUGUACGGGUCAAGUGUUAUUAAAGCUGCGCCACCGCACCGGUGGCUGGGCGCUGCAUCAGCCACGGCUCGGCAGCGUGUGUAUAUACGUAGUGUUCUGCAGCGCUUUGCUAUCUCACAAUGCCUUCGUUCUAGCUAGGCCAAACCUAAGCGCACCGGCCAGCGGCGAGAAGGUGCCGGUCGGUCAAUUAUCGCCUCUGGAUCUGGCGUUCGAUGCCAGCAGCGGUUCGCUAACGAGUGCGAGUCAAUUAAAACGUUCGGCCGAGGCGGCGGCCAUCAUCGCGUCCACCGCUCCGUCGUCGGACGACGGCGCUGGCCACAGCAGUGAGAUGGUGGUCGAGCAUGGCAAAGCCGGCGAGGGCGAACACGGUGACGAACACAACUACGAACGGUAUCCCGUUUCGCAGGUGGAGUUUUCCCGCGUCGAAACACCGUUCGUGAUCGGCGUCUGGAUUUUGUCUGCUAGCAUAGCCAAGAUUGGGUUCCACAUGACGCCCAAGCUGAGCCGCAUUUUCCCCGAAUCCUGCCUGCUGAUCGUGGUCGGCGUCAUCAUCGGUGCGCUAUUGCGGUAUGCAACGAACCUGCACGUGUCGCCCCUGACACCGAACACGUUUUUCUUCUACAUGCUGCCGCCGAUCAUCCUCGACGCCGGAUACUUCAUGCCAAACCGCAUGUUCUUCGAUAACAUUGGCACCAUCCUCCUGAUGGCUGUGAUUGGCACGAUAUUCAAUAUCGCCACCAUCGGUAGCUCGCUGUGGGCAUGCGGUCAGACCGGCAUCUUCGGCGUCGACCUACCGUUCCUGCACAUCUUCCUCUUCUCCUCGCUGAUCGCAGCGGUCGAUCCGGUAGCGGUGCUGGCUGUCUUUGAGGAGAUACACGUCAAUGAGGUGCUGUAUAUCGUAGUGUUCGGCGAAUCGCUGCUUAACGAUGCUGUCACCGUCGUCAUGUAUCACAUGUUCGAGGUGUACAACAAAAUUGGCGUGGACGAAAUCAUAGCCGUUGACAUCGUGUCGGGCAUUGCGUCAUUCUUUGUGGUUGCACUCGGCGGUACCAUUAUCGGUGUCAUCUGGGGCUUCCUGACCGGUUUGGUGACACGAUUUACCGAUCACGUGCGCGUUAUCGAGCCGAUCUUCAUCUUUGUGAUGGCUUAUCUGGCGUACUUGAAUGCGGAAAUUUUCCACAUGAGCGGUAUCCUUGCCAUCACUUUCUGUGGAAUAACGAUGAAAAACUACGUCGAGCAGAAUGUGUCGCACAAAUCACACACUACCAUUAAGUAUGCACUAAAAAUGUUGUCCUCCUCGGCGGAAACGAUCAUCUUCAUGUUCCUUGGCGUCGCCACCGUUAACAACAAGCAUGUGUGGAACACUUGGUUCGUUUUGCUGACAAUAAUCUUCUGUUCGGUGUAUAGGAUUUUAGGUGUUUUGAUACUGUCAGCGUUGGCGAAUCGUUUUAGAAUUCACAAGCUAACUAAAGUAGAUCAAUUUGUUAUGUCGUAUGGAGGCCUUCGAGGAGCUGUUGCGUUCGCUUUAGUGUUACUGGUGGACGAGGAUCACAUUCCGCUGCAGCCAAUGUUCUUGACGACGACGAUUGCGGUCGUUUACUUUACCGUGUUCCUGCAGGGUAUUACCAUCAAACCGCUAGUCAAAAUUCUGAACGUUAAGCGUUCGAACAAGCGCAAACCAACCAUGAACGAACGUAUCCACGAGCGGUUUAUGGAUCACAUGAUGGCCGGCAUUGAGGAUAUCGUUGGCAAGACGGGCAACUACAAUAUACGCGAUAAGUUUAAGAGAUUCGACAAUAGGUUCAUUCGUCCAUAUUUGAUCAAGAAUUUACAGGGUCCGGAACCGAAGAUUUUGGAAACCUACUCUAAGCUAACGAUGCGCGACGCGAUGGACUACAUGCGGCGCAACCCAUCCACCAUCGGACAAAUGUCUGGAACUGAAUCAAUGAGUGCAUUAUUUAGAAACUACACGUCCUACUUCGGCGGAAGGUGCGGCGCCACAAUGCUCGGCACAUGCCCUAGCUUUACGAACCUUGAAAAUUCGACCCGCAACCUUGAUAUGCAGGAGCUGGACUACAAUCCUUCGAAGAAAGACUUAACGGAUGCCAAAAUACAUCAUUUGUUGUCGGAAGAGCUUAAACCAUACCGCCGGGCUUCACUGCAUACGCAUCGAAGACUUAGCUACAGCCGCCAUGCUGUUGAUGAUCGCGAUCUUUCAACACAGGUCAACUAUAAGAUGCAGAUGAAUAUUCGUCGCAUGAUAAGCGAAAAGAAACAUCACAAGCGCAGCAAACGCGUCAAGGACGGUAAGCAGCAGAACCACGUCUCGUUCCCGGAGUUCGUGCAGAACGGAUCGGCGAAACAGUUUGCGAACGAUUACAUCAACGAAGUGCUGCACGAGGACAACGAGGACGAGGAAAGACAGGCGGGACCGUCGGAAGACUGGGACGGAGGUGGCCUUACCUUUACCGCCAAAUCAUCGCCCGAAUCGCCGGCUGUAAGUGUAAAACAAUCCCUCGCCAGCGGAGGAGACCGUGGUGCAAUGGACGAAAGGGGAGCAAACAAGGAAGAUAAAAGGUUUUCCCGCGAAUCACGCUUUUUGGAAUCGGAACAACGUGUCGCAACACCGACUGCUAUCGAAUCGGUCCUGCCCUGGAAGCGGGUGGACGAAAGUGACGAUAAUGGUGCUAUCAAACAGAACGAAUUCCCUUCGUGGGCUUCAAAUAAGGAGUAUCUAGCUUACAAUUCACCAAGUGCAACAUUUUUGGGUGGCUUAACGCAACCUAAACAGGCUAAGUCCGUAAUAGGUCUGUUCCGGCGCGAGAGUUCCGGUUCCGGUGGGGUCGUCAUCGGCGGGGUGACUGAUUCCGAGACAUCGACCCCGGUGGCGGCAACCACACCGGUCGGCCGGGUCGCCAUCCCCAAGGACAAACGGUCGGCCUCAAUCGCCGGCUACAUCACGAUCGAUGGCGGAGAUACGGCUGGCAACCCGAUGCUGGAUCCGCUCGGUAUCUCCCGGGCCGGGCCACACGCGACGGCAUUCCCGGUCACCGCUAGCCAUCGGCGCAACAAUCGCCGUGGAUCGAUGCUGGAGCUAAGCGGCGAGGCAAUCCCAGAAGAAAACUACACCAAAUCUCUGCCCGAGCGCGACAAGUACGGAACCCGCCGAGGACCAGCUCUAAUCAAAGCGUCAUCCACCAACACACCGAAGUCGGCUGGUCGGCGUACGGGUGGUCCAGUGAACCCGCAAACUACGGCCCUGCUGUCGGCCAGCUCGACCGAUUCGGACGAGGACGACGAUGAGGCGGACGGGCACCGGCAUCAGCAGGACAGCCGUCACCGGUCCGAUGAUGCGACGCGUCGAUUAAACGGCGAUGGAAACAACGACGACGAGGACGACGAGGAUGAUGAAGACGAGGACGAGGACUGUGCGGACGAGCAGCAUCCCAUUUGA